Molecule: messenger RNA, 4612 nt
Organism: Orycteropus afer afer
Lineage: Eukaryota; Metazoa; Chordata; Mammalia; Tubulidentata; Orycteropodidae
Gene: PDE3A
Product: phosphodiesterase 3A
Biological process (GO): oocyte maturation; positive regulation of oocyte development
Cellular component (GO): cytosol
Molecular function (GO): 3',5'-cyclic-AMP phosphodiesterase activity
Source: RefSeq, a predicted model, not a curated record
GGGAGUCCUUGGGGAGUCCGUGAAAAGGGCACACCAUGGCAGUGCCCGGCGAGGCAGCCCGAGUCAGGGAUAAGCCCGGCCGCAGUGGAGUGAAUCAAGCCCCGGCGCCCGGCCCAGACUGCCACUGUUGUGUCGACCCCACGUCGCCGCGGGACUCUGGCUGCAGCCGCUGCUGGGGAGACCUGGUGUUGCAGCCGCUCCGGCGCUCCCGGAAACUUUCCUCGGCUCUGUGCGCCGGCUCUCUAUCCUUUCUUUUGGCGCUGCUGGUGAGGUUGGUCCGCGGGGAAAUCGGCUGUGACCUGGAGCCGAGUAGUGAGGUGGCGGUGGCAGAGGAAACGGCCCCGGGAGCAGAAGGGGGCGUCUUCCCAGGACCUCGGGGAGGUGCAACCGGGGGCGGUGCGCCGCUCAGCCCCUGGCUGCAGCCCUCGGUGCUGCUCUUCAGUCUCCUGUGUGCCUUCUUCUGGAUGGGCUUGUACCUCCUGCGCGCCGGGGUGCGCCUGCCUCUGGCCGUUGCGCUGCUGGCAGCCUGCUGCGGGGGGGAAGCGCUUGUCCAGAUUGGGCUGGGAGUCGGGGAGGAUCACUUACUCUCGCUCCCCGCCGCGGGGGUGGUGCUCAGCUGUUUGGCUGCAGCGACAUGGCUGGUGCUGAGGCUGAGGCUGGGCGUCCUCAUGAUCGCCUUGACUAGCGCGGUCAGGACCGUGUCCCUCAUUUCCUUAGAGAGGUUCAAGGUCUCCUGGAGACCUUACCUGGCGUACUUGGCUGGCGUGCUGGGGAUCCUCCUGGCCAGGUACGUGGAGCAAAUCUUGCCGCAGUCGGCGGGGGCGGCUCCGAGGGAGCCUUUUGGGUCCCAGCUGAUUGCUGGGACCAAGGAAGACACCCCAGUGGUUAAGAGGAGGAGGCGAUCCAGCUCCGUGGUGUCCGCCGAGAUGUCCGGCUGCAGCAGCAAGUCCCAUCGGAGGACCUCCCUACCCUGCAUACCGAGGGAACAGCUCAUAGGGCAUUCUGAAUGGGACCAUAAGCGAGGGGCAAGAGGAUCCCAGUCUUCAGGAACCAGUAUUAUUGUGGAUAUUGCUGUGAUGGGUGAGGCCCAUGGCCUCAUUACUGACCUUCUGGCAGAUCCUUCUCUGCCACCGAAUGUCUGCACAUCUUUGAGGGCAGUGAGCAACCUACUUAGCACACAGCUCACCUUCCAAGCCCUUCACAAGCCCCGAGUUAAUCCCAUCAUUUCCUUCAGUGAGAACUAUACCUGUUCUGAUUCUGAAGAAAGCUCUGAAAAAGACAAGCUGGCUAUUCCCAAGCGCCUGAGAAGGAGUUUGCCCCCAGGAUUGCUGAGACGAGUUUCAUCUACUUGGACAACCACAACCUCAGCCACAGGUCUACCCACCUUAGAACCUGCCCCAGUUCGGAGGGACCGUAGUGCCAGCAUCAAACUGCAUGAAGCACCUUUAUCCAGUGCUGAUUCUUGGAAUAACCCAGUGAUGAUGACUCUCACCAAAAGCAGAUCCUUCUCAUCUUCCUAUGCUGUUUCUGCAGCUAAUCAUGUAAAGGCUAAAAAGCAAAAUCGAUCAGAUGCCCUAGCUAAGAUUUCACCUCUCUCAUCGCCCUGCUCUUCACCUAUCCAAGGGACUCCUGCCAGCAGCCCAAUCAGCAAAAUUUCUGCAGCACAGUUUCCCGAAUCUGCAGAAACAACUGCCAAACAAGGCCUCAGUUCUCACAGGGCCUUAAGUUAUUAUACCCAGAGUGCCCCUGACCUAUCCCCUCAGAUCCUGACUCCACUUCUUAUAUGUAGCAGCUGUGGCAGACCAUAUUCCCAAGGGAAUCCUGCUGAUGGGUCACUGGAGAAAGGCAAUACAACCAUUCAGACUCCAAGCAGAACAGAUGACACAGCUCAAGUUACCUCUGAUUAUGAAACCAAUAACAACAGUGACAGCAGUGAUAUUGUACAGAAUGAAGAUGAGUCUGAGUGCCUGAGAGAGCCACUGAGGAAAGCUUCAGCUUGCAGCACCUACACCCCGGAGACCAUGAUAUUUCUGGACAAACCAAUUCUUGCUCCUGAACCUCUUGUCAUGGAUAACCUGGACUCAAUUAUGGAGCAGCUAAAUACUUGGAAUUUUCCAAUUUUUGAUUUGAUGGAAAAGAUAGGAAGAAAAUGUGGCCGUAUUCUUAGUCAGGUAUCAUACAGACUUUUUGAAGACAUGGGCCUCUUUGAAGCUUUUAAAAUUCCAAUUAGGGAAUUUAUGAAUUAUUUUCAUGCUUUGGAGGUUGGAUACAGGGAUAUUCCUUAUCAUAACAGAAUCCAUGCCACUGAUGUCUUACAUGCUGUUUGGUUUCUUACUACACAACCUAUUCCAGGACUCUCAACUGUAAUUAAUGAUCACGGGUCAGCAAGUGAUUCAGAUUCUGAUAGCGGAUUUACACAUGGACAUAUGGGAUAUGUAUUCUCAAAGAUGUAUAAUGUAUCAGAUGAUAAAUAUGGAUGUCUGUCUGGGAACAUCCCUGCCUUAGAAUUGAUGGCACUAUAUGUGGCAGCAGCCAUGCAUGAUUACGAUCACCCAGGAAGGACUAAUGCCUUUCUGGUUGCAACUAGUGCUCCUCAGGCAGUGCUAUAUAAUGAUCGUUCAGUGUUGGAGAAUCAUCAUGCAGCUGCCGCAUGGAAUCUUUUCAUGUCCCGGACAGAGUAUAACUUCCUAGUUAACCUUGACCAUGUGGAAUUUAAGCAUUUCCGUUUCCUUGUCAUUGAAGCAAUUUUGGCCACUGACCUGAAGAAACACUUUGACUUUGUAGCCAAAUUUAAUGCCAAGGUAAAUGAUGAUGUUGGAAUAGAUUGGACCAAUGAAAAUGAUCGUCUACUGGUUUGUCAAAUGUGUAUAAAGUUGGCUGAUAUCAAUGGACCAGCUAAAUGUAAGGAACUCCAUCUUCAGUGGACAGAGGGUAUUGUCAAUGAAUUUUAUGAACAGGGUGAUGAAGAGGCCAGUCUUGGACUACCAAUAAGCCCCUUUAUGGACCGUUCUGCUCCUCAGCUGGCCAAUCUUCAGGAAUCCUUCAUCUCUCACAUUGUGGGUCCUCUGUGCAACUCCUAUGACUCAGCAGGACUAAUGCCAGGGAAAUGGGUGGAAGACAGUGAUGAGUCAGGAGAUACUGAUGACCCAGAAGAAGAGGAAGAAGAAGAGGAAGCACCAACUGCAAAGGAAACCUGUGAAAAUAAUGAACCUCCAAGAAAGAAAACUUUCAAAAGGAGGAAAAUCUACUGCCAAAUAACUCAGCACCUCCUGCAGAAUCACAAGAUGUGGAAGAACGUCAUUGAAGAGGAACAGCGGUUGGCAGGCGUAGAAAAGGAAUCCCUGGACCAGUCCCCUCAGCAGCACUCCUCAGAACAGAUCCAGGCCAUCAGAGAGGAAGAGGAAGAGAAAGGGAAGCAGAGAGCAGAAGAGGUCCCAAACCCAAAGCCAAACCAGUGACAGUGGGUGGAACAAGCUGUGUUUUAAAACAGAUUAACUUGUCACAGACUCUUUUCAAGCCAGCACAACACUUAGACACAACACUGUAGAAAUACGAGAAGAUGGACAAAUGGCUAUUGCAUAUUGGGAUUCUUUGCAUUUUAUGUGUUUAUUUUUACAGUGAGGUGCAUUGUUUAAACUUUUGCUCAAAGAAGCUUUCACUCUGCAACACCAGCUUCUAAGGAUUUUUUUUCUUUUUAAGGAGGAACUAUAUAUGUGUGUGUGUGUAUAAACGCACACAUAGAUAUAUGUAAAUCAUAUGCACACAUACACACGCACAUACACCAAAAGCCAGAAUUACUGGCUCAUAAUUUAGUAGCAUUCAUAUUAAGAUAUAUAGUGGUCACUGUGAUAUAAUAAAUCAUAAAGGAAAACAAAUUACAAAGGAAAUGGUGUGGCUUAGCAAGGAAACAGUGCAGCAAAUGUAGGUUGCCAACUAGUAAGCAGCUUUUGCUCUUAAUACUGAGGGAUGAAAGUUCCAGAGCAUUAUUUGAAUUCUGACACAUCCUGCCAAUAUCGUGUGUGUGCGCAUGCACGUAUGUAAUUGUGUGUAAGCAGUAAUUGAAAGGGUGCUUGUGUGUAUGUGUGUUGGUGUCAAUUUAGAGAGAGAUUACUGUAGUUUUAGGAAUUCAUAGACUAGCUGCAGCCAGUGAGUCAGUACAUGUGAACAAACAGAAGGAAAUUCAUUUGAAAGGGUAUCUUUGAGAGGCAGCCAUUCCAAUGCCCUCUUCCAUUUAGCUGCAGUAAAUGUUCCUUUGCAGAUGCAGCGUGUUCAAGGGCUGGUUGACAGGGCCACGUGAUUGGUACUACUGCUAUGCACCACUUGGAGGCACUCUAUGACCAGCCUCAAACCUGGAGGAAAGGCAUUUUCUUAUCUAUGAGCCUGAGGAAUGUAUAGGACCUGUGUGUCUGUGAGUCUGUGUGUUACUUACUUAAGAGCAAGCCACCCUUUAAGGGAAUGACAUUCUUUACACAUAAACACUUCUAAAAAGAAGCUAGAGUCAGGUCCUUUCAUCAGGUUAGAAUUCUAGGAGAUUGUUGGAGAAGGCCUGGGAAAUUACACUUAACAGUGAUCUCCUAUGACUUUUUUAAUUUGCUGCAAAAUAUGUGGUAAA